This is a messenger RNA of Acanthochromis polyacanthus (spiny chromis), 6620 nucleotides long. RefSeq names its product zinc finger protein 236. Gene Ontology annotation, biological process: regulation of transcription by RNA polymerase II. The transcript is spliced from 32 exons. Gene Ontology annotation, molecular function: RNA polymerase II cis-regulatory region sequence-specific DNA binding; DNA-binding transcription factor activity, RNA polymerase II-specific. Gene Ontology annotation, cellular component: nucleus. The record is from RefSeq and is a predicted model, not a curated record. NCBI's taxonomy places the organism in Eukaryota, Metazoa, Chordata, Actinopteri, Pomacentridae. Bases 81 to 5663 code for a protein of 1860 amino acids.
ACUCUGCUGUCUACAGACGACCGAGUCGCCAUUUUGAAAAGCAAUUCGUUCACAGCACACCCGCCCUGAGUACUGGAACUAUGCCGCGGGGCCGGCCUCGCAAACUGAGAGUUAAAAGCAGCGACGAAACAGAUGCAGAUUCCAGUGAAAACAAGGCUGAAAGUUUCAGCGAUGGAGAGCUCAAGGAUAAGAAGUGCACUAUCUGCUCCCAGAUCUUCACUACGGAGAGCCAGCUGCAGAAGCAUCUCCGUGAACAUGAGGUCAAUGACAAGCCUCACCGAUGUGACCAGUGCCCACAGACGUUUAAUGUGGAGUUCAACCUCACACUACACAAGUCCACACACACCACCUCUGACUUCACCUGCCCUGUUUGCAAUAAAAAGUUCUCCAGAAUCGCCAGCCUCAAAUCCCACAUCAUGCUGCAUGAGAAGGAGGAAAAUUUGAUCUGCGUAGAGUGCGGAGAUGAGUUUGUUCUUCAGAGCCAGCUCUCUCUGCACUUGGAGGAGCACCGGAAGGAGCUCUCGGGCAUCAGGGUCUACACCUGCAAGACCUGCGACAAGGAGUUCAAGACGUCUGCACAAAUCAAAGAGCACAUGAAGAGUCAUAUCAAGAUGAGGCCGCUCACCUCUAGUUCCAGAAACUACAAGAAAAACAUAGAUCGCAGUGGGUUCACAAACAGCUGUCAUCACUGUGGAAAGGCUUUCAAAAAGCCAAGCCAGCUGGUCAGACACAUACGAAUACACACAGGAGAGAGACCUUACAAAUGCACGCAUUGUGGCAAGGCUUUUAACCAGAAGGUGGUGCUGCAGACUCACAUGGUGAGACACACCGGAGAGAAACCUCACCUCUGCAUGUUCUGCCCUGCUUCCUUCUCCCAAAAGGGGAACCUGCACUCCCAUGUUCAGCGGGUUCAUUCAGAGACCAAAGGGGUGCCACUGUUCCCAUGCUUGGACUGCAGCUGUGUGUUUAAGAAGCUGGGCAGCCUGAAUGCCCACAUCAGCAAGAUGCACAUCUCUGUGGUCGAGGUGCCUUCCAGCACUUCGGAGACGGAGACAUCAGGUCAAGCUCCGACGGGGUCGGAGGGUGGCGAAGGGGUGACGGACGUCAUUCAACAACUUCUCGAGCUGUCAGAACAGGUCAGUGGAGAGACAGCCCAGCCUCAACCUCCAGAACCAGCUAUUGCCAUGGAAACUGCCAUCAACCAGGACAUCCUGCAGCAAGCAUUGGAGAACAGCGGACUGAGUGUGGUCCAACCUCAGAGCGAUGCCACGCCCAGAGAGUCACAGAACCAGACCAAUGAAGGCGCCGCUGUAGAAAUCAAGAAAGUACAAGGUCCAGACAAACCGGCCAGGGAGAAGAAGAGAAGCAUUUUCAAGAAACCUAUACAAAUGCCAGGCUCCAUCAGGGAGGAGGACGGUGUCCGUUGGCACGGCUGUCCAUACUGCUCCAAGGAGUUCAAGAAACCCAGUGACCUCGUGCGCCACAUCCGCAUCCACACGCAUGAGAAGCCUUUUAAGUGCAAACAGUGCUUCAGAGCUUUUGCUGUCAAGAGUACCCUCACAGCACAUAUGAAAACGCACACGGGUAUCAAGGCCUUUGAGUGCCAGUGCUGUCUGAAGUGCUUCUCCACUUCUGGCAGCAUGAAAGUACACAUGCGACUGCAUACAGGUGUACGUCCAUUCCCCUGUCCUCACUGUGACAAGAUCUUUCGUACGUCUGGCCACCGGAAAACACACAUUGCUUCUCAUUUCAAAAGCCUGCAGCAAAAGAAGCACAAGUUCCCUCGGAAAACCAACAAAGCCAAAGUGUCCAAAAGCAACCUACCUCUGCCUGAUAUCCCCCUGCACGAACCCAUCCUCAUCACUGACUUUGGUCUCAUCCCAUCCCAGAACCCUCGCCUGGCUUUCCAACAGUACCUGGAUGUGGUGGGCAAUGACCGGCCUUACAAGUGCCAGUUCUGCAGUAAAGCGUAUAAGAAAUCAAGCCAUCUAAAACAGCAUGUCAGGUCUCAUACAGGUGAGAGGCCCUACAAGUGUUUGCAGUGUAGUCGCGGUUUUGCCUCUUCAGGAGUCCUUAAAGCUCACAUCCGGACGCACUCAGGCCUAAAGGCUUACAAGUGUCUGAUGUGCGACACAACGUUCACCACCAGCGGCAGCCUGCGGCGCCACAUGACCACUCACAGUGAUCUGCGACCGUACAUGUGUCCCUACUGCCAGAAGACCUUCAAGUCUUCACCCAACUGUAGGAAACACAUGAAGACGCACAGGUACGAACUGGCCCAGCAGCUACAACCUCAGUCAGCAGACGACCCCUUAGGAACAGGCACUGUGGCUCAUGAUAUGCAGGUGGAAAUAGAAGGAGACUCUCUCCAACAAGCCCCUGCUACAACAGCAGAGCAGCAAAGCAUGCUGGGACUAGGCCAGACGGAGGUUGUGAAUGGAGGCCAGCAAGUGACACUGGAGGCACCACUGACUGACCAACCUCUAGUACAAGGAGAAGACUCAUAUGUGACUACCCAACAUGCUUUGCCUCAGAAUAUCAGCCAGUUUGAGACACCAGCACUUCCUCAGCCUUCAUUUGAUCAGCAAGCUCUAACGCAAGGCUUCACCAUCACUGAACCGAGCUACAAUCAGCCGCAGUUCUCCACCGUCCAGCAGCUGCAGGAUUCCAGCACCCUGGAGUCUCAGGCUCUCUCCUCCAGCUACCAUCCUCCAAACCUGCUUCACGUCCCCAGUGCUGAGGUGACAAAUGGGCUUCUUCAGCAGAGCAGUCAGAAUGAGCUCCAGCUGAGUACAGAGACUCAGGAGUACCAGGACGAUAGUGAAGACAACACAAAGAGAGCCUACAGGUGCACUUGGUGCAAUAAAGGCUUCAAAAAGUCGAGCCAUCUGAAGCAGCAUGUGAGAUCCCACACUGGGGAGAAACCGUUUCGUUGCCCCCUCUGUGGACGAGCCUUUGUAUCAUCCGGAGUACUGAAGUCACAUCUCAACACACAUACAGGAGUGAAGCCCUUCAAGUGUAAUGUUUGUGACGCCUCAUUCACCACCAAUGGCAGCCUAAACCGCCACAUGAUUAUCCACAUCAAGUCUUUCAAAUGUUCCAUGUGUGACGAGAGCUUCCGGACCAGCCUGCUGUGUAAAAGGCACAUGAAGAAGGAGCACGCUGUGGAGGACCAGAUUAUAGGUCUGGAUAAUCAAGACGUGGAGGAAGAGGAAGACGAAGAGGAGGGCGAUCAAAAAACAUCAAAGAGGAGGGGUCCAGAAAUCAUCACUUUCACCGAGGAGCAAGCAGCCGAGCUCGCAAAGGAUCCCGGUGAGGAGGCCUCUGUGUCGGAGCGAAUCCUCGCCCAGUCAGCGGCGGAGAGGGAUCGGAUCAGCGAGAUCAAAGACAAAGCUGUGGAGCUAGAAACAGAACCCAAGUUCGCCAACUGCUGCAACUACUGUCCCAAGAGCUUCAAGAAGCCCAGUGACCUUGUCAGGCAUAUCAGGAUCCACACAGGAGAAAGACCAUAUAAGUGUGACGACUGCGGGAAGAGUUUUACAGUGAAAUCGACUCUGGACUGCCAUGUGAAAACACAUACAGGUCAGAAACUGUUCAGCUGUCACAUGUGCAACACGUCCUUCUCUACAAAAGGCAGCCUGAAGGUGCACAUGCGCCUCCAUACCGGCUCCAAACCCUUCAAAUGCCCCUUUUGUGAUCUCCGCUUCAGAACUUCAGGUCACCGCAAAACCCACAUCCAGUGUCACUUCCGUCCAAACAGCGACAGCCGCAAAUCCAAGAGGUCUUCCUUGUCUGCCAGUCAGGCCAGACAGGGGCAGGACCCAGGAACUGGGCAGGCUGUAGCAUCGGCUCAAGGACAGCAGCCAGCUAGUUCAGAGGCUCUUCAACCUGUUGGUCUGCUGCAAACGCCAAACUCUGACCCCAGCAUUUACCUCCCAGCCAACCAAGUCCUGACAGGGCAGUUUGACCAAAAUCUACUGCAACAAGGACUAGUAGGACAGGCCAUCCUGCCGGCCUCCAUGUCAGCUGCAGGAGAUCUGACUGUGUCUCUCCCAGAUGGACUGACCACGCUGGACGGCCUCCACUUGCAGCUGACGCCUGCCAACCUGGUGUGCCCCAACGUCCACAUCUCUGGCAUCGAUACCAGCAACAUCAACAACAUCACACUUCAGAUUGACCCUACCCUCUUCCAGCAGACCUUACAGCAGGGUGGCCUCCUCUCUCAGCCCCUGAGCGUUGACUCUGGCUUGGUCUCGCACUCCGGCAGCCAGUUGAUGUCUACAACUGACCCGUCAGUGUCAGCCAACGUUGUCAUUCACCCACUGACCAGCCUGGCCCUGCAGCCCUCCACCAUCGCACCUGCGCAGGUCACAAUGGCCGGCCUUUCUGAGCAGGAUGCAGCCAGUUCUCAGGACCUCAGCCAUGUCAUGGGCAACUCUGGGCUAGUAGCGGGAGGCAGCGGUGGCCAGGAAAUUACUCUGACCAUCAACAAUUCCAGCCUGACACAAGCUCUCGCCCAGGUCCAGGCUCAGGCUUCAGCUGCAGGCUCCAGCAGUGCAGCAGGAAACCCUCAGGAGAUCACGCUCACCAUAUCGGGCCAAGAUCUAAUCCCGCAGCAUAGCAGCUCUAAUGGUGCUGAGCUGAACGGCAGCAUCAGACUGGCAUCACCACUAAACAGCCAACCCACUAGCGCAACCCUGACCAUCACCAACGACCACCUCCUACCUCAGAGCCCCGCCAACACUGGAAUGGCAGUCACCAGCCUGCCAGCUAGCACCACAUUGUCACAUACUGCUGCAUCCCAGAGUCUAGUGAUGUCACCAGGAGGCGCGGCUAGCGACAGCAGCGUUACGCUAACCCUGGCAGAUGCACAGGGAAUGCUGGAUGGCGUCACGCUAAACCUCAAUGCACAGGGUCAGACAUUCCCAGCUGUGCUGAAUGACGCCACCCUACCAGGACAGCCAGUAACCUCAGGACAGCAGGUCAUACUGGUCAGCCACCAUUCCCAGUCCACAAACGAAGCAUCUGACAAUGGAUUUAAUAUUUCAGUUGAUGGCCAUAAGGGUGGAAAAGACCCCCAGACAGAGACUGAUAAUCGGAACCAGUGCUUCUACUGUAAUCAAGUGUGCCAGAAUGCAAACACGUUGCGACGCCACUGCAGGCAAGCUCACGGCAAAGAUCGCUGUCAUGUGUGCAGCCUCUGUAGAAAAGCUUUCAAGCGAGCUACACACCUGAAGGAACAUGAACGAGUGCACCAGCCAGGCCCGUCACCCAGCUCCCAGAAACCCAGAGUCUUUAACUGCUCGUCCUGUGCAAAGGCUUUUGCCAAACGCAGCCAGCUGGAGAGGCACAACCGAACACACACAGGUGAGCGUCCCUUCAAGUGCAGCCAGUGCGACAAGGCCUUCAACCAGAAGAGCGCUCUGCAGGUCCACAUGGUCAAGCACACUGGAAAGAAGCCCUUCAAGUGCGAGGUGUGCAGCAUCAGGUUUACCCAGAAGAGCAACAUGAAACAUCACAUGAAAAGAUCCCACGGCUACGGUCAAAUGCAAGACGUGUCCCUGGGCCAAGAAGGCCCGGCGCCUCAGGUCGAGGUAACACCUGAGCUCGACCUGGAAGUGGUUCCUGAAUCAUCCGGAGACUGGGACAAUGUCUUCCACUGACCACCAUCCGCAUGAGUCCCCAGAGUCAAACAGCACUGUAGCAUGAACUGACCACUAAUAGAGUUCCGUCAAAACAGCAAAGCUUUGCCAAACAUAUUCCUCCUCCGACAGGGGCUGGAUGGUUAGAAAAAAUUUAGGACAUAUCAAGUGUGUUCCUGUGUAUAUUGAGGGCUUUUACCCCAGCAGCAGUCCACUGCUGCUUAUCUAAAUUAACAUCGAAGUUAAGGGAGUCUGGUUCUCUGUGAUUGGCUUAAUGACUUUCAUCUGUUUGGCUCCUGUCUGAUUGUCAUCAAUAUGGUAACCUCUAAAGAGGUUCGGCUCAAUAAACACAGUCAUCCCAGAGAAUUCUCCACUCUGGAGAUGCAUUUGUGUCUAAUGCUGACCCUGCUGGAAAGAGAGGAAACUGUACUCUGCUAAAAAAGCUCCCUGGAGACCCAGAGUCGUGUUUCUGCAUUAUUAGUCUGCUCAGAGAGCUGCAGUCAGCUGUGCUGCUGUCAUGGCUUCAAAAGCAGCACAGAAGAUAGAAAGCUUUUUCCCCCACUGGUUUACAACAAAUCUGUCACUUUUUUAAAAAACAUAUUUAUACUGUACAUAUUUAAUCUCAUGUCAUUUUCAGCUGCUUUAGCUUGAGAACGUAGCCAAACGUGUUAGCUGUGAAAACACCGCUGUGGAUCAGAUGCUGUUCGAGGUUCCUGAUAGAAGAUGUCAGCAUUGUUUCCUGUCAUUGUGUUGAGGCUCACAGCAUUUUAUUUACUGUAAAUAGUGAAGGUAGAUUCCAUAUAUUUUCUGAUGACCUGCCAAGACCUGGUUUGUUUGGAAAUAUGAAAUUUGUGCAUAAUGUCACAUUUGUUAUGAAACAAAGCCAAUGUACAGACGACAAGCUUUUUCUUCUCUCUCUCUUUUUUUGCAGUUGUAUUUUCUAUUGUCCAUAAUAAAUUAAGAUUAAUUUUCUACUAA